This is a messenger RNA of Amoebophrya sp. A25, 1588 nucleotides long. The record is from the annotation of a GenBank genome assembly. NCBI's taxonomy places the organism in Eukaryota, Dinophyceae, Syndiniales, Amoebophryaceae.
GGAGGGAGUAGAUAACGUAGAACUUAUGUGCUUUUUAGGAAAAAAAUUACGCAUAUGAAGUACUUUUUACUUAAUCACUUCUGCUUCGUAGUUAUGCGAAAUUUAUGUCAUGUCUCCUGAAGAUGUUGCUUAUGGCUGCCCAUCAUGAUGAUCAUGAUAUGUCAAGUAAGACGAACAUGAGACCUUUUUAUGCUUGCACGCGACGUCGUCCCUGUGCACUUACAAAAAGUUGAAUGCGUCAUACAAACAAAACCGAUGUUUGGCUCGUCUUCGCGUGGGGACGUGAGUAAUCACCUUACCCUCCGCAUUUUCAGCGUUAAGGGUGCGCGGGAUUCUAGAAAAUCUAAAUCACGGCUAAACGCAGAAAUCGGCGACAACGAGCCAGACGAGCAGGAGAAGGAGUUCACACUGCAUGACGUGCGAAAUGUCGACGCCUUGUCAAGCAUCCUUGCCGACAAGUUCUCUGUCACGAGAGAUCGUUUUGCCUUUUGUAUCAAAGGCACCCUCUACGAAAACGAUGCUGACCAUACAUUUGCGACCAUUGGUGAAGAUUUGAAACGGCCUGAAGUGUUUGUUGUGGUCUUAAUCCGGUUUCGAAUAUGGAUCCAGGUUUUGGCGCAUCCGAAGACCCGUUUCCAGAUCUGGCUUCCAACAGGCGAAGAAAUUAUGCGCGAUGCUCUAUGUUCGAAGUUUUUCGGUCUGCUCCAAAGACUUUCCCGAAGCCUGUUUUGGAUAACCUCUCCUGGAGUCAUUGUCGGAUCAGCGUUUGCCGAACCAGAUAAAGAUGAAGCUGAAGAGGGUGAAGAUGAUACAGAUUGUGAUGAAUACAAGGAGGAGGAUGAGGAUGAAGAGCAAGAAGAGGAUCAGACAGAGGACGGGACGGAUCAACACCUGAAACAGCGACGCAUGAAUAUUUCCAGUGAUUAUCUUAGAGACACAAUGGUUCGUAAGCGUCGACGAAUAAAAGGGAGUCGAAGUUGUAGUCGUCAAAGUCACGAAAAGCGGAGGAAAAAUACGCUACAGACUCACCUUUCGCGCAAGAUUCCUUUGUCUGAUGCUGGUGAUGCAGCUUCGCCACCAUCAAACUCUACUGUGCGCCGAAUCGCGAUUCGCGAUUUGUACGUGCCGGUCCACAACGAUACGUUAGUCAUUGUGCCCCGCUUCCAGUGGCUUUGGCGCCUUUGUUACUGCAUCCUGCGUGUCGUAUGGCUUCUAAUGGCUUUCGUAUGUUCUACCAGACCCACGUUUCGAGCUAAUCCCACCUUAGCCCCCGAAACAGAGCAGGCUAGUGAUGGUCGCGAGCGCUUGCGAAAUCGGUACCGAUUAGACCAGGACGGCUGGAGCGCAGGAGGAAACUAUCGGCAUCACAGAUAUGCGCCUGGAGAGAACCCUCACGGAGAGGACCUCACUCUUAUCUUGCGUCAAGGUCUCUUCGGCCUUUGAGGUUGGGUUGGAACCUCUCGGCCUCCACCUGCAAAAUAUUUUAGGCAUGAACGGUGUGCAAACAUACAUGAUGAAAAUGAAAAAACGUGGUGGAGCAUUUUCGCAUUGCUUAAGCAAAAGUUCCCGCGGUGUUAGCGUGGCAGAU